UUUUUUUUUCAUUUUGAGUAAUGAAAAAUUCUGAAAGUAAACCCAAGCGGGGUCCUUUACAAAGCAUUCUUACUGGUGGACUGGUCGGCGGACUUGAAAUUUGUAUAACUUAUCCAACUGAAUAUGUUAAAACACAACUCCAACUUGACCAACGCUCUGCAACUCCAAAAUUUACUGGCAUUUCUGAUUGCGUUAAAAAAACUAUAAGUCAGUAUGGAUUUAAAGGAUUAUACAAAGGAAUAGCGCCUCUUCUUGCCGGUUCCGUUCCUAAAUGUGCAGUGCGUUUUAGUGCUUACGAGCAGGCAACUCAAUUGUUUAAGGAUGAAAAUAAUAAAAUAUCUCAAGGAAAAAAGUUUUUAGCCGGGCUUCUUGCAGGAGCUUCAGAGGCGGUUCUUGCUGUAUGCCCGAUGGAAACUGUGAAAGUUAAAUUCGUGCACGAUCAGUCUUUAGCGGAACCUAAAUUUAAAGGCACACACGCAUAUAUAUAUAUAUAUAAUUUUAUUAUAUAA
This is a messenger RNA of Zophobas morio, 509 nucleotides long. Its product is annotated as putative tricarboxylate transport protein, mitochondrial. The record is from RefSeq and is a predicted model, not a curated record. The transcript is spliced from 6 exons. Gene Ontology annotation, molecular function: citrate secondary active transmembrane transporter activity. Gene Ontology annotation, cellular component: mitochondrion. Bases 21 to 509 code for a protein of 162 amino acids. NCBI's taxonomy places the organism in Eukaryota, Metazoa, Arthropoda, Insecta, Coleoptera, Tenebrionidae. Gene Ontology annotation, biological process: mitochondrial citrate transmembrane transport.